This is a messenger RNA of Phytophthora infestans T30-4, 1350 nucleotides long. Its product is annotated as actin-like protein. NCBI's taxonomy places the organism in Eukaryota, Oomycota, Peronosporomycetes, Peronosporales, Peronosporaceae. Gene Ontology annotation, molecular function: chromatin binding. The transcript has 2 exons. The record is from RefSeq and is a predicted model, not a curated record. Gene Ontology annotation, biological process: regulation of transcription by RNA polymerase II. Gene Ontology annotation, cellular component: NuA4 histone acetyltransferase complex; SWI/SNF complex. Bases 1 to 1350 code for a protein of 449 amino acids.
AUGUACGCUGGUGGCGGAGCGAACGAAGGUGACCACCACAGCAGUGGCAAUGCGCCGUUCUCGAGCGCAGCAGCCGAAGCAAACGACCUAGACGCGUUGGUGUUCGAAUUCGGCACGUCCCGCUGCAAAUUCGGCUAUGCGGGCGAGGACUUCCCUCGUGUGUUCGAGCGCCCCGUGCCACACGACGAAGUACACGACGACGCGGAGUUAGGACGGCGUCUGAACCGCAGAUCGGCGCAGGUCGAGAGAGACCCAGAGAAAUUGGCCCAAUGGCUGUUCGACGCUAGCAGCUCCAGGCUACAGACACGACUGAGUGAACACCCGUUACUAUUGGUGGAAAGACCGUUUACUCUGCCUGAAGAAACCAAGACUGUGCAGGCCAGUAGCGCCAGCAAAAAGAGAGACCUGAAGGCCCGAGAACAGAUGGUGGAGGUCGUCAUGGAGGAGCUCGGUGUGCCUGCGCUCUUCUGUGCCAAGAGCGCCGUCCUCGCCUGCUAUGCGAAUGCCAGGACCAGCGGCCUGGUGGUGGAGAUGGGUGCUACAUACACCAGCGUCACCUCCGUCCAUGAGGGUUACGCCUUCGCGUACCCCAAAAGUCAGGGUACUUUAUUUGGCGGCCAUGAUUUAAACUCCUUUUUAAGAACAAAAUUAGCACCGCAAGUUGCUAAAAAUUUAGAACACAAAAUGGAGGCGACGUCGGCGGAGAUAGAAAUUGCCAAGCGGAAAAAACAGACGUGGUCGUACGUAGUGGAAGCCAAGGAGAGCGGACUCUGUCGAGUGGCGGACGGACCGUUUGACGAAGUGCAGAACGCCCAACUGCCUCUGAUCAACUACGAAUUACCCGAUAAGACUAUUGUGUCUUUGGGUACCGAGCGGUUCAGUGUUGCAGAGCAUUAUUUCUUGAGGGAAGGCGUGUCAAAAGCUGCAGAAAGCUCAGACAACAGUACCUUAGUGAACGAUGGUCCGGGCAUGAGACUUCCCGAGUUAAUCUGCGAGACAGGCGGCCUAACAACCGAAACGGAGCUGAGGAAGGAAUUGUUCCAGAAUAUUGUGCUGACUGGAGGAAGCUCGUGCUUUGAGAACAUGCCGACGAGGAUUGAACGUGAAGUAGUGACCAUGUUGAGUGGGAUGCCGCUACCUCUUACAGGAGCAGGCAACAACGGCGCAGCUGGCGGAUUUACUAACAGCUUACGGGUGAAGGUGGUGGCAGCUCAUCCCCAAGAACGUCGCGUGGGCUCGUUCCUAGGUGGCUCCAUCUUGGCGUCGCUGGGGUCCUUCCACGAAAUGUGGAUGUCCAAAGCAGAAUACGCUGAGCAUGGUGCUACGCUCAUUCACAAGAAGUGUCCAUAG